CAUAUUUCAUAUUUUUUGUAAAAUAAAAAUGCGUGUGAUUGUGACUGUAAAUCAUACAAAUUUAUAAAUAAAAUGUAAAACUUGUAGAUCACAAAUACAAAUACCAAAUCCGCAUAAAUUUAAAAUAAUUGAAAGAAUUCCCAUCAUUUUAUAUAAUAAAAUACAAGCGAAUACACUCAACGCUUAAAGUUCUUUCACUCGCUUGUUUAAGUUAUAAAAUAAUUCAUUUACUGUAUGAGUCAAAGCACUUUCAGUAUUUAUUAACAUAUAUAACUAUGGAACUACAAGAUACGUAUUACAAUAAAUCUGAAUAUGUAGAAACUGCAUCUGGAAACAAAGUAAGCAGACAAACUGUUCUAUGUGGAUCCCAAAACAUAGUGUUACAUGGUAAAGUCAUUGUACAGAGUGAUGCAAUCAUCAGGGGAGACCUCGCUAAUGUCAAAACUGGAAGAUUUUGUAUUAUAAGCAAGGGCUCAGUCAUCAGACCGCCAUUUAAGAAGUUUAGUAAAGGAGUAGCCUUCUUCCCUUUACAAAUGGGUGAUCAUGUGUUUGUUGGUGAGAACACUGUUGUAAAUGCAGCAGUUGUUGGCUCAUAUGUGUAUAUUGGGAAAAAUGUUGUUAUAGGUCGGAGAUGUGUUUUAAAAGAUUGUUGCAUGAUUGAAGAUAAUUCAGUGUUGCCAGCUGAAACAGUUGUGCCAUCAUUUGCAAGAUAUUCUGGCAACCCUGCCAGACUAAUCACCACACUACCCGAAGCUAUGCCUGAUCUCAUGACAGAGUUUACGAAGAGCUAUUACCAACAUUUCUUACCUACCACUGUUAAUUAAAAUACAAUCAUAGAUUAUUAUUAAUUAUUAACACAGAGAAUUAUACAUAGAAUAAGGCUUAUGUAAUAUUUAAUUGCUAUAAACUUCUAAUUAUGUAUAUAAAUACAUAAUAAUUUUUAAAGAUAA
Messenger RNA from Bicyclus anynana (squinting bush brown), 950 nucleotides. It is a transcript of the gene DCTN5-p25, whose product is annotated as dynactin subunit 5. The transcript is spliced from 4 exons. Bases 276 to 824 code for a protein of 182 amino acids. Lineage: Eukaryota; Metazoa; Arthropoda; Insecta; Lepidoptera; Nymphalidae. The record is from RefSeq and is a predicted model, not a curated record.